UCCUUCGAUCUCUGACCAGCUGAUGAACUCUGCCUCUCGCUCUGUCACUCGCACCCUCUCUCAGUAGUUCUGUCAGUUACCCCCCCCUCCCUCGGCGGAUGUCAGUGGUCGGGAUCUACUCACCGGCGUUGGGACGGACUGGGAGCCGCUGCGAGUUGGCAUCAGUUGAGAUCGCGAGGACUUUCCACUAAAGGACAUCUAUUUUGAGUUGGUGGGGGGUGAGCGCUGAGUGCCGGGCCCCGUCUGUCCCGGGACAUUCAGGCUGGUGGCACCGCUGAAGCCUCUUUCUCUGUGCGGGAGUACCCUCGGCUUGUCCCGGGACCCUGCCCUCGGAGAUGUACCAGGGUCUGGCCAAUCCCCCACCCUACACGACGCACCCUGACCCUGUCGGGGCUUUCCUCCACUCGGCCAGUUCUGCCGUCUAUGUCCCGAGCUCCAGGAUGAGCAGCGGGCUGUCGGGCUUCCCUUACCUGCAAGGCAGCUCCCCCCAGCAGGCCUGCCCAGUGUCCGCUCACCCAUCCUGGGCUCAGGCGCAAGCUCAGGCGGUGAGCAGCGAACCUUCUUGCAGCCGCAACCCCGCUUCCUUCUCUUCCAGCCCGCCGAUGUCCAGCGGUUCUCCCGCCUUCAGCAGCCCUCUCUCCAUCUCCUCGGCAGCCGCCGCCGCCGCCGCCGCCGCCGUGCGGGACCAGGUCAGUAUCAGCUGGACCCUCAGCGGCUCCUUCCCCAACCACUACCCGCAGUACCUGAGCUCGGAGGCGGCCGGCGCCUGGAGCCCGGCUCCCAUGGACAAUCCUGCCUUCAGUCUGAUCCAGCAUCGCAGGCACGGCGAAGAGCUACUUGAUGAUGUCCUUGAAGGCCGGGAGUGCGUGAAUUGCGGUGCUAUGUCAACUCCACUGUGGCGGAGAGAUGGAACUGGUCAUUAUCUGUGCAAUGCCUGUGGACUCUAUAACAGAAUUAACGGGAUUAACCGGCCCCUUAUCAAACCUCUCAAACGACUGUCUGCAUCUCGGAGAGAGGGACUCUCAUGCUCCAACUGUCACACUGCUACCACCACCCUGUGGCGGCGCAAUGCGGAGGGAGAACCCGUGUGCAACGCCUGCGGGCUCUACAUGAAACUCCACGGGAUACCGCGACCUUUAGCAAUGAAGAAAGAAGGGAUCCAGACACGGAAGCGGAAACCAAAGAAUGUGAACAAGGACGCAUCUUCCGCUGCGCCCUUUUCCAGUUUGCCAUCCACCCCUAUUAGCACUUCCGCGGGUGCAUUGGAACUUAUCACACCAAAGACGGAGCCAGGCCUUUACUCAUCUGCAUGCAGAGUUCAGAGAGUUAGCACCCAGGACACAUUCGGGCCAGGUGGCAACAGUCUUCGCUUCAGCAUUCCAACUUUGAAACUGUCAAACUCAAGUGAACCAAGCACCAGUAGAGAAUCCAAGGGGGGCAAAUCCUACCCCUUCGGAAGUAUGGAGCUGGUCUGACGCCAAACAGACCGCCACCACAAUCUUCACGAAUGCUAGUUUCAUUAAUGGAGUUUGCAAUGGAGAUACAUUUUAUCUGAAUGAAAACUGGAAAUGACGAAGAGGAUACAAGAAUGCCAAGAGGAGAAAUCAAUGGAAUGCUGGGUCAUAUCAUCUUAUAAUUUAAAAAGAGUGAGUGUUGCCGAAAUGAUGUCUUAUUGCCAAGGUUUAACACCACCUAAAUUCUCUGUAGGUGACCUUGGUGCAUUCUGAUCCAACAUUGUUUGUAAUUAAGUGCCUUAUUUUGGACCACCAUUUGCUGUAUGUCUCUAACUUUCCACUUGAAAUGGAUAUAUUUGGAGUGUGCUCCCUGGACCGUUGCACAUGUGGAAUAGUUUGAACAGACUUUGCCUCUGGUAAAAAUACAUUUGCAUUUCAUCGAGGAAUUAUUUUUUUCGUAGUGUAAGUAGUUCUUGUUCUAUUAUGGAUGGUUCAAGCUAAUAAUAAAAUACAACUUAAUAAAUUCAGAUUGUCUCUUGGCUA
Messenger RNA from Amblyraja radiata (thorny skate), 1997 nucleotides. RefSeq names its product transcription factor GATA-4-like. NCBI's taxonomy places the organism in Eukaryota, Metazoa, Chordata, Chondrichthyes, Rajiformes, Rajidae. The coding region runs from base 336 to 1475 and encodes 379 amino acids. Gene Ontology annotation, cellular component: nucleus. Gene Ontology annotation, molecular function: DNA-binding transcription factor activity, RNA polymerase II-specific; zinc ion binding; RNA polymerase II cis-regulatory region sequence-specific DNA binding. The record is from RefSeq and is a predicted model, not a curated record. Gene Ontology annotation, biological process: cell fate commitment; negative regulation of transcription by RNA polymerase II; positive regulation of transcription by RNA polymerase II. The transcript is spliced from 6 exons.